CAAGUCGCGAUCUGAUCCUGCACGUCAUUUGGUCAUGGCCGACGUGCUGCUCGUGCCCGACUUGCUGCGAUGCAUCGUGCAGUUCCAGCCAGGUCUCCCGCCGGAGACGCUGUCGCUGGUCCGCCACCUCCGGCGCAUCCACCUCUCCAACUACCAGCUCACGACCUUCCUGCGCGACGACAUGGCGCCCUUCCACGACGCCUUUCCGCCGUGGCUGGUCGUCCAUGGCUUCCGCGGCGUCGAGGUGCUCCUCGAGCGCAAGCAAGCGUACCGCGCCCACCUCCUCUACUACGCCCUUAUCCAUGGGCACGUCGCGCUGCUGCAUUUCCUCUCGACUCGCACGCGCAUCUCGGCCAAGGCGUGGGCCCUCGCCUCCAUCUACGGCCACCAAAACAUUGCUGCGUACCUCUGGGCGCACUACGCGGCCUUCUACGACGAGAGCGUCUCGGACACGGCGGCGCUGCACGGCCACGCCGACAUGAUUGAGCUCCUACACAAGGCCGGCGCGCCGAUGCCCGCGUCGAUCCGCUUGACGGCGUGCGCCCGCGGACGUCUUGGUGUGCUGCAGUACGCGCAUAGCCAGCGGCUUGGCGAGUGGCAUCCCGGCGGCGUCAACGCUGCGGCGCGGGGUGGCGAUCUCGACGUUCUCGAGUUUCUACACGAGCACAACUACGAGGGGUUUGGCCCCGACACGAUGAACGCAGCCGCGCUCUACGGCCACCUGCACGUCGUGCGCUUCUUGCACGAACACCGCAGCGAAGGGUGCUCGCCGGAAGCCCUUGUGUGGGCCGCCAAGUACGGCCGCCUCCCGCUCGUCACGUUUCUCGACGAAAUGCGCGCCGAGCGCGACUUGCCCCGGGCGCUCCGGGCAGCCAUCAAGCACGGCCACGUCAAUGUUGUGCGCUACCUCGUCCGGCGGCAUCUGCGCGAAAUCGACGUCAAGGCGGCCAAGGCGGCGGCGUUGCGCUACAACCAAACGGCCGUCCUGAGCGUGCUCAAGACGGCGACGCCGGGUCUCUGUGUCAUUCAGUAG
This is a messenger RNA of Saprolegnia parasitica CBS 223.65, 1033 nucleotides long. RefSeq lists its product as hypothetical. The record is from RefSeq and is a predicted model, not a curated record. The transcript has a single exon. Gene Ontology annotation, molecular function: protein binding. The coding region runs from base 35 to 1033 and encodes 332 amino acids. NCBI's taxonomy places the organism in Eukaryota, Oomycota, Saprolegniomycetes, Saprolegniales, Saprolegniaceae.